Messenger RNA from Jatropha curcas, 2875 nucleotides. The record is from RefSeq and is a predicted model, not a curated record. NCBI's taxonomy places the organism in Eukaryota, Viridiplantae, Streptophyta, Magnoliopsida, Malpighiales, Euphorbiaceae.
UUUUUUGAAUUGGAUCCUUUUUCUUUUUUUUUUUUUUCUUUUUGUGAUAAUUUGUUGUGCUGUGGCUACUCAGUGAUAUCAUAAUAAUCCAAUUUUACAUCAACUGCAACUUUAGGCAUAACUGCAUAAGAUUACAUCAGCUGGGAAUGUUUACAUUUGCAACCCAACGUCUUUUUCUUUUCCCCUACGUCUUGAGCUGUGAACUACUGAAUUAUGUGUUAUGCAGUUUUGUUACAGAAAGCAUAGAGUGCACGAGGGUCUGGAAAUUAGGAAUAUCUUUGCUGACAAUGGCUAUGAAGCCGUCGAAUAAUAUAUGGAUUCGACGCCAACAGUGUCCAUGUGGAGAUUGGAAAUGCUAUAUUAAGUAUGAAGGAGAUGACCAGACACCAGUGAGCUCUCAACUUGUAAAGAAUGAGACACCAUCAACAUCAUCAUCAACGGACGUUGUCUUCACACCGUAUGUAGGUCAAAUUUUCAAAACUGAUGAUGACGCUUUUGAAUACUACAGCAAUUUUGCUCGGAAGAAUGGAUUUUCAAUCAGGAAAGCUCGGUCAACUGAAAGCCAAAAUUUAGGGAUUUACAGGCGAGAUUUUGUUUGUUACCGCUCUGGAUUUAAUCAACCAAGAAAAAAGGCCAAUGUGGAGCAUCCCCGGGAUCGGAAGUCAGUUCGAUGUGGAUGCGAUGCAAAAUUGUAUCUCACGAAGGAAAUUGUUGAUGGUGUUGCUCAGUGGUAUGUGUCACAGUUUAGCAAUGUUCAUAAUCAUGAAUUGUUGGAAGAUGACCAAGUGCGCUUGCUACCUGCAUAUCGGAAAAUACAGGAGGCUGAUCAAGAGCGAAUUCUUUUGCUAUCCAAAGCAGGUUUUCCUGUUAAUCGAAUAGUGAAGGUGUUGGAGAUAGAAAAGGGUGUUCAACCUGGACAACUUCCCUUCAUAGAGAAGGAUGUUAGAAAUUUUGUUCGGACUUGUAAGAAGACAGUCCAAGAAAAUGAUGCUAUGCUCACCGAAAAGAGGGAGAACGAUACAUUGGAACUCCUUGAGGCUUGCAAGGCUAUGGUAGAGAGGGAUGCAGAUUUUGCAUAUGAUUAUACAACAGAUGAAAAUGAAAAGGUUGAAAAUAUUGCAUGGUCAUUUGGGGACUCUGUUCGUGCAUAUACAGUUUAUGGUGAUGUAGUUGUUUUUGACACCACAUAUCGUUCUAUCACAUAUGGUUUGAUCCUAGGAGUGUUGUUCGGCAUGGAUAAUCAUGGGAAGGCAAUUUUAUUUGGAUGUGUAUUAUUGCAAGAUGAAAGUUCUCAUUCAUUUGCAUGGGCUUUACAGAGUUUUGUUCGCUUUAUGCGAGGAAGACAUCCACAGACAAUUAUAACAGAUAUAGAUGCAGGUCUUAGGGACGCUAUAGGAAGGGAGUUGGCGAACACUCAACAUAUUGUAUGGAUAUGGCACAUUCUGUCCAAAUUAUCCAGCUGGUUCUCUUUGACUCUUGGCUCACAGUAUGAAGAUUUCAAAGCUGAGUUUGAUAUGUUGUAUCACCUUGAAAGUGUGGAAGACUUUGAGCACCAGUGGAAUCUCUUGAUUGCUAGAUUCGGACUUGCUUCAGAUAAGCAUAUAGCUUUACUCUUUUCAUGUCGAGGAUCCUGGUCAAUUUCCUAUAUCAGAAGUUUCUUUCUGGCUCGCACGAUGACAGCUGAGUUUUCACGAACUUUAGAUUCAUUCUUAAAAAGAGUAUUGAGUGGUCAAACAUGUUUACAAGUAUUCUUUGAGCAGGUCGGUAUUUCAGCCAAUUUUGGAAAUCAAAACAGAGACGUGAUGCAGUAUAUGCAUAUCAAGACCUGCAUGCCUAUUGAAGAACACGCACGGAGUGUUCUCACACCUUAUGCCUUUAAUGUCUUACAGCAGGAAAUUAUUUUGUCCAUGCAGUAUGGAAUCCAAGAAAUGGCAGAUGGAUCAUACCUUUUGCGUCACUACAAGAAAAUGGAUGGGGAAUAUCUUGUAUAUUGGAUGCCAGCAGAAGAACAGAUUCAUUGUUCAUGCAAGGAAUUUGAACGUUCUGGAAUAUUAUGUAGGCAUUCUCUUAGGGUACUUUCAGUCAAGAAUUACUUUCAGCUCCCAGAAAAAUACUUCCUUCUUCGUUGGCGACAGGAUCAUUCUUUGUUACCCAUGGACGAUCAAAAUGCUCAAAGCAACAGUGAUGAGUGUGCUGAAGCCUUUCAUUCUCUCGCUGCGACUCUACUGACAGAAUCAUUAGUAUCCAGAGAACGUUUUUCUUAUGUUCAUCGAGAACUUUCUGGGCUUGUUGACCACGUUAGGACUAUGCCGCCUCUGAUGGAAGAAUUCUCUUUGAAUAUGGCCAAUAACAAUAUAAGUGAAUCUUAGCUUUGGUGAUAUGAUAAACGGAGGGUAUAUGCUGUCGAUUCCUGUUAAUUUAAAGAGUUCAGGAUAACUGGAAGAAGAAAUGCUGAUUUGUCAAAGGUACAAAAAGAAAAGCUUAGUUAUGUACAUCAAUAAUUUUGCACUUUCAAAAUAGAGGUGGUGAAAUACAAAUUUUUGGUUUUUCUCCACAAACGUCCUAGAAUUCGGAGCUGGUAAUUUAUUUACCCCUUUUGGUGUCCUUAAUUUGCAUAGUUACUAAAUGCUUAAAAAUAUAUGGGAAAUCUUUAUGACUUACUGGUGUAAGAUAUAAGAUGUAAGAUGUAAGAUGCAAUUUUUAGAUACAUCCCCUUUCAAGAUAGAUUGGAAAUGAAUACAAGUGGAAAGAUGCACUCGUUUGAUUCAGAAAGACUGUUUUUAUCUUCUAAUGUUCUGAAUCAGUAUGAAGGUGAUCUGGUUUAUGAUAUACUUUCUUGGUCAUGCUGAAAAUGAUCAAUCCCAGUUAUUUGUCA